Molecule: messenger RNA, 7839 nt
Organism: Oncorhynchus kisutch (coho salmon)
Lineage: Eukaryota; Metazoa; Chordata; Actinopteri; Salmoniformes; Salmonidae
Product: elongation of very long chain fatty acids protein 4-like
Exons: 7
Coding region: 277-1254 (325 amino acids)
Biological process (GO): fatty acid elongation, monounsaturated fatty acid; sphingolipid biosynthetic process; fatty acid elongation, saturated fatty acid
Cellular component (GO): endoplasmic reticulum; endoplasmic reticulum membrane
Molecular function (GO): fatty acid elongase activity
Source: RefSeq, a predicted model, not a curated record
UCCAACGAGUCGCACCGGAGAACCGUUUCCAGCUGCAGUGAAAAGGGUUGCGGUCAUUAUGUUGCCUCUCUAACGGAUUUCUCUGUUCCACCGUUAUGUUAACUCGUCUUCUAUAGGAACAUAACCACGGAUAUAAAAAAUAUAUAUUAGGGUUUUUGGUAGCCGAAACUGUGGAUCUGUUAGAUUACAUGACCUUGUACUGAAUGUCACAAUAAAAGGACCGUAUAUAUAAACCCAAUCUGUCGACACGGGGAACUCAGAUACUGGCCUGCAAAGAUGGAGCUCACCACACAUCUGAUAAAUGAUACCAUUAAUUUAUAUAAAUGGGCCCUUACCAUCGCAGACAAGCGAGUGGAGAAAUGGCCCCUGAUGGACAACCCCCUCCCAACGUUGGCCAUCAGUUCCUCCUACCUGCUGUUCCUGUGGCUGGGGCCCAAGUACAUGGAGAACAGAGAACCCUUCCAGCUCAAGAAGACACUCAUCUUCUAUAACUUCAGCAUGGUCAUCUUCAACGUCUUCAUCUGCAAAGAGCUCUUCCUGGCGGCUCGGGCGGCCGGCUACAGCUACAUCUGCCAGUCUGUUGACUACUCAGACGACCCCAAUGAAGUCCGGAUAGCAGCAGCGUUGUGGUGGUAUUUCGUCUCUAAAGGAGUAGAGUACCUGGACACAGUGUUCUUCAUCCUGAGGAAGAAGUUUAACCAGGUCAGCUUCCUACACGUCUACCACCACUGCUCCAUGUUCACCCUCUGGUGGAUCGGCAUCAAGUGGGUCGCUGGAGGACAGUCAUUCUUUGGUGCACACAUGAACGCAGCCAUCCAUGUCCUGAUGUAUCUGUACUAUGGGCUGGCCUCCUUUGGACCCAAGAUCCAGAAGUACCUGUGGUGGAAGAAAUACCUGACUGUUAUACAGAUGGUCCAGUUUCAUGUCACCAUCGGCCACACUGCUCUGUCCCUCUACAUGGACUGUGAGUUUCCCCACUGGAUGCACUAUGCCCUUAUCUGCUACGCCCUCACCUUCAUCGCCCUGUUCGCUAACUUCUACUACCAGACGUAUCGCCGCACGCCACGCCAACCCAGGGAGCCCAAGGCCGCCAAGGCUCUGUCUAACAACGGGGUCUCCAACGGGCUGUCCAAGGGACUGGGGAACGGAGCGGGGGUGGUGGUGGUGGGCAAGGUAGAGGCAAAGGAGAGGUCAUCGGCGGUGGAGAACGGGAAUGGAAGGAGAAAGAGGAAGGGGAGGGCCAAGAGGGAUUAGACAGAGGGGAGGGGUGUAGGGCUGAAGGAGGCUGGCACUAACAGGCCUUGCUGUUUGAUCUUAUUAUACCUUCCACAUAGCACCCUAUUCCCUAUACAGCACAUGACUUGUAGGUGAAGGUGUGGUAAGAGGAUGGAGUCAAUUCCAUUUCAAUUCAGUCAAUUUAUGAAGAAAACUGACAUUCAAAAUUACAAUUUUCCUCAUUGUCUUUGAUUAGGGAAAAUUUGAAUUUCAGCUAACUUUCUGCGUUUGGCUGAAUUGAAAGGGAAAUAACCACAACCCUGGUAAGAGGUCGCGACGUGUCCAAGGUGACCGUCAUUACAACUAAUCCAACGUUCAGUAGUUUCUGGUCUGGAAAACAAUAAACAAUCAACAUGUUCUCUCUCUGUACUGCAGUGUUGAGGUUUGUAGCUAGCUAACCGACUGGUUUGUAGCUAGCUAACCGACUGGUUUGUAGCUAGCUAACUGACUGGUUUGUAGCUAGCUAAGCGACUGGUUUGUAGCUAGCUAAGCGACUGGUUUGUAGCUAGCUAACCCCCUAGUUUGUAGCUAGCUAACUGACUGGUUUGUAGCUAGCUAACUCACUGGUUUGUAGCUAGCUGAUUUAAUGGUGUUUAGUUAGCUGACCGACUAGUUUGUAGCUAGCUGACCGACUGGUUUGUAGCUAGCUGACCGACUGGUUUGUAGCUAGCUGACCGACUGGUUUGUAGCUAGCUGACCGGCUGGUUUGUAGCUAGCUGACCGACUGGUUUGUAGCUAGCUAACCGACUGGUUUGUAGCUAGCUAACCGACUGGUUUGUAGCUAGCUAACCGACUGGUUUGUAGCUGGCUAACCCCCUAGUUUGUAGCUAGCUAACCGACUGGUUUGUAGCUAGCUAACUGACUGGUUUGUAGCUAGCUAACUCACUGGUUUGUAGCUAGCUGAUUUAAUGGUGUUUAGUUAGCUGAUUCACUGGUGUUUAGCUAACUAACCCACUGGUUUGUAGCUAGCUAACUCGUUGAUUCACUAGUUUGUAGCUAGCUGAUUCACUGGUGUGUAGCUAGCCGAUUCCCUGGUUUGUAGCUAGCUAACCCAUUGGUUUGUAGCUAGCUAACCCACUGGGGUGUAGCUAGCUAACCCACUGGUUUGUAGCUAGCUAACCCACUGGUUUGUAGCUAGCUGAUUCACUGGUGUGUAGCUAGCUAACCCACUGGUAACAGUUACACUGCUAUCUAGAGACAGGAACACACCACACACACACGUAGUUUAAACAUUCAAUGUGUACGUAUGCCUUUUAAAGAAUAUGACUUACUCAUACUGUCAUUUUUGUCCUUUGUCCAGAUUUGUUAAUUCAUAUUAUGUGAGGUAGGCCAUUGAAUUCUUCAGCCUACUCACACUGUUGCCAUAAGCAGAGAGAGAGAUAGAAGGAGAGAUAGAGAUCGGUCAGUUUACAUGCCCCAUAAAUGUUGUAAUGGUUCAUUUUUAUCAAUAAGACAGACUCAGCUGUUGGCAAUCCUAGCCACAUAUUGAGAUUGCAUUAAAAAAAAUUGGAGCUCUUGAAAUGCAAGCUAAGCUUUAUCCAAUUACAACUUGGCCAGUUAGACUUGUUUACUGUACAUGCUAAUAAAAAACAUCACUCAUUAUUAUUAGAAGUGACAUUCGGUUAGAGGCAGUGGAAUCUAGAAAUGACAUUCGGUUUGAGACAGUGGAAUCUAGAAGAGACAGUGGAAUCUAGAAGUGACAUUCAGUUAGAGACAGUGGAAUCUAGAAGUGACAUUCGGUUUGAGACAGUGGAAUCUAGAAGAGACAUUCAGUUAGAGACAGUGGAAUCUAGAAGAGACAUUCGGUUAGAGACAGUGGAAUCUAGAAGAGACAUUCGGUUUGAGACAGUGGAAUCUAGAAGUGACAUUCAGUUAGAGACAGUGGAAUCUAGAAGAGACAUUCAGUUAGAGACAGUGGAAUCUAGAAGAGACAUUCGGUUAAAGACAGUGGAAUCUAGAAGCGACAUUCGGUUAGAGACCGUGGAAUCUAGAAGUGACAUUCGGUUUGAGACAGUGGAAUCUAGAAGUGACAUUCGGUUAGAGACAGUGGAAUCUAGAAGCGACAUUCGGUUAGAGACCGUGGAAUCUAGAAGUGACAUUCGGUUUUGAGACAGUGGAAUCUAGAAGAGACAUUCGGUUAGAGACAGUGGAAUCUAGAAGAGACAUUCGGUUAGAGACAGUGGAAUCUAGAAGAGACAUUCGGUUAGAGACAGUGGAAUCUAGAAGAGACAGUGGAAUCUAGAAAAGACAUUCGGUUAGAGACAGUGGAAUCUAGAAGAAACAUUCGGUUAGAGACAGUGGAAUCUAGAAGAGACAGUGGAAUCUAGAAGAGACAUUCAGUUAGAGGCAGUGGAAUCUAGAAGAGACAUUCGGUUAGAGACAAUGGAAUCUGGAAGAGACAUUCAGUUUGAGACAGUGGAAUCUAGAAGAGACAGUGGAAUCUAGAAGAGACAUUCAGUUAGAGGCAGUGGAAUCUAGAAGAGACAGUGGAAUCUAGAAGAGACAUUCGGUUUGAGACAGUGGAAUCUAGAAGAGACAGUGGAAUCUAGAAGAGACAUUCGGUUUGAGACAGUGGAAUCUAGAAAAGACAUUCAGUUAGAGGCAGUGGAAUCUAGAAGAGACAGUGGAAUCUAGAAGAGACAUUCAGUUAGAGGCAGUGGAAUCUAGAAGAGACAUUCAGUUUGAGGCAGUGGAAUCUAGAAGAGACAGUGGAAUCUAGAAGAGACAUUCAGUUAGAGGCAGUGGAAUCUAGAAGAGACAUUCGGUUAGAGACAAUGGAAUCUGGAAGAGACAUUCAGUUUGAGACAGUGGAAUCUAGAAGAGACAGUGGAAUCUAGAAGAGACAUUCAGUUAGAGGCAGUGGAAUCUAGAAGAGACAUUCGGUUAGAGACAAUGGAAUCUGGAAGAGACAUUCAGUUUGAGACAGUGGAAUCUAGAAGAGACAGUGGAAUCUAGAAGAGACAUUCAGUUAGAGGCAGUGGAAUCUAGAAGAGACAGUGGAAUCUAGAAGAGACAUUCGGUUUGAGACAGUGGAAUCUAGAAGAGACAUUUGGUUUGAGACAGUGGAAUCUAGAAGAGACAGUGGAAUCUAGAAGAGACAUUCGGUUUGAGACAGUGGAAUCUAGAAAAUACAUUCAGUUAGAGGCAGUGGAAUCUAGAAGAGACAGUGGAAUCUAGAAGAGACAUUCAGUUAGAGGCAGUGGAAUCUAGAAGAGACAUUCAGUUUGAGGCAGUGGAAUCUAGAAGAGACAUUCAGUUUGAGGCAGUGGAAUCUAGAAGAGACAUUCAGUUUGAGGCAGUGGAAUCUAGAAGAGACAUUCAGUUAGAGACAAUGGAAUCUAGAAGCAACAUUCAGUUAGAGACAAUGGAAUCUAGAAGCGACAUUUGGUUAGAGGCAGUGGAAUCUAGAAGAGACAUUCGGUUUGAGGCAGUGGAAUCUAGAAGAGACAUUCGGUUUGAGGCAGUGGAAUCUAGAAGAGACAUUCGGUUUGAGGCAGUGGAAUCUAGAAGAGACAUUCGGUUUGAGGCAGUGGAAUCUAGAAGAGACAUUCGGUUUGAGGCAGUGGAAUCUAGAAGAGACAUUCGGUUUGAGACAGUGGAAUCUAGAAGAGACAUUCAGUUAGAGACAGUGGAAUCUAGAAGAGACAUUCGGUUAGAGACAGUGGAAUCUAGAAGAGACAUUCGGUUUGAGACAGUGGAAUCUAGAAGUGACAUUCAGUUAGAGACAGUGGAAUCUAGAAGAGACAUUCAGUUAGAGACAGUGGAAUCUAGAAGAGACAUUCGGUUAAAGACAGUGGAAUCUAGAAGCGACAUUCGGUUAGAGACCGUGGAAUCUAGAAGUGACAUUCGGUUUGAGACAGUGGAAUCUAGAAGUGACAUUCGGUUAGAGACAGUGGAAUCUAGAAGCGACAUUCGGUUAGAGACCGUGGAAUCUAGAAGUGACAUUCGGUUUUGAGACAGUGGAAUCUAGAAGAGACAUUCGGUUAGAGACAGUGGAAUCUAGAAGAGACAUUCGGUUAGAGACAGUGGAAUCUAGAAGAGACAUUCGGUUAGAGACAGUGGAAUCUAGAAGAGACAGUGGAAUCUAGAAAAGACAUUCGGUUAGAGACAGUGGAAUCUAGAAGAAACAUUCGGUUAGAGACAGUGGAAUCUAGAAGAGACAGUGGAAUCUAGAAGAGACAUUCAGUUAGAGGCAGUGGAAUCUAGAAGAGACAUUCGGUUAGAGACAAUGGAAUCUGGAAGAGACAUUCAGUUUGAGACAGUGGAAUCUAGAAGAGACAGUGGAAUCUAGAAGAGACAUUCAGUUAGAGGCAGUGGAAUCUAGAAGAGACAGUGGAAUCUAGAAGAGACAUUCGGUUUGAGACAGUGGAAUCUAGAAGAGACAGUGGAAUCUAGAAGAUACAUUCGGUUUGAGACAGUGGAAUCUAGAAAAGACAUUCAGUUAGAGGCAGUGGAAUCUAGAAGAGACAGUGGAAUCUAGAAGAGACAUUCAGUUAGAGGCAGUGGAAUCUAGAAGAGACAUUCAGUUUGAGGCAGUGGAAUCUAGAAGAGACAGUGGAAUCUAGAAGAGACAUUCAGUUAGAGGCAGUGGAAUCUAGAAGAGACAUUCAGUUAGAGACAAUGGAAUCUGGAAGAGACAUUCAGUUUGAGACAGUGGAAUCUAGAAGAGACAAUGGAAUCUAGAAGAGACAUUCAGUUAGAGGCAGUGGAAUCUAGAAGAGACAUUCGGUUAGAGACAAUGGAAUCUGGAAGAGACAUUCAGUUUGAGACAGUGGAAUCUAGAAGAGACAGUGGAAUCUAGAAGAGACAUUCAGUUAGAGGCAGUGGAAUCUAGAAGAGACAGUGGAAUCUAGAAGAGACAUUCGGUUUGAGACAGUGGAAUCUAGAAGAGACAUUUGGUUUGAGACAGUGGAAUCUAGAAGAGACAGUGGAAUCUAGAAGAGACAUUCGGUUUGAGACAGUGGAAUCUAGAAAAUACAUUCAGUUAGAGGCAGUGGAAUCUAGAAGAGACAGUGGAAUCUAGAAGAGACAUUCAGUUAGAGGCAGUGGAAUCUAGAAGAGACAUUCGGUUUGAGGCAGUGGAAUCUAGAAGAGACAUUCGGUUUGAGGCAGUGGAAUCUAGAAGAGACAUUCGGUUUGAGGCAGUGGAAUCUAGAAGAGACAUUCGGUUUGAGGCAGUGGAAUCUAGAAGAGACAUUCGGUUUGAGGCAGUGGAAUCUAGAAGAGACAUUCGGUUUGAGGCAGUGGAAUCUAGAAGAGACAUUCAGUUUGAGGCAGUGGAAUCUAGAAGAGACAUUCGGUUUGAGGCAGUGGAAUCUAGAAGAGACAGUCGGUUUGAGGCAGUGGAAUCUAGAAGAGACAUUCGGUUUGAGGCAGUGGAAUCUAGAAGAGACAUUCGGUUUGAGGCAGUGGAAUCUAGAAGAGACAGUCGGUUUGAGGCAGUGGAAUCUAGAAGAGACAUUCGGUUUGAGGCAGUGGAAUCUAGAAGAGACAUUCGGUUUGAGGCAGUGGAAUCUAGAAGAGACAGUCGGUUUGAGGCAGUGGAAUCUAGAAGAGACAGUCGGUUUGAGGCAGUGGAAUCUAGAAGAGACAUUCGGUUUGAGGCAGUGGAAUCUAGAAGAGACAUUCGGUUUGAGGCAGUGGAAUCUAGAAGAGACAUUCGGUUUGAGGCAGUGGAAUCUAGAAGAGACAUUCGGUUUGAGGCAGUGGAAUCUAGAAGAGACAUUCGGUUUGAGGCAGUGGAAUCUAGAAGAGACAUUCGGUUUGAGGCAGUGGAAUCUAGAAGAGACAGUCGGUUUGAGGCAGUGGAAUCUAGAAGAGACAUGUUUUCUUGUUUUAUUUCACUGUUCUGUCCUGGUUGCCUCCACAUACAAUAUCACUAGUUGUCUUACUCAGUGAACGUGGAGCUGUUGAGCAGAGCCAAGUAGACAUAACAGUAACUGUGAAGACUGCUGCUAUGGAAUUUCAGGGCGAAUCAAACAACUAGUCCACUGGGAGACGCUGUUUUAUCAAACCAAUCAAAUCGAAUGAUCGAUUGCUGGAUUGAUUUGAUACGCUGUUCAGGCAAGAUCAGCUGGUCAAUGUGUUUAGUUAGUGUACUGUAUUAUACUGCUACUGAAGGACCGUGUGCUCUACCUAACCGUGACACGUGUAGAGUACAACACGACACAGUCUACUCCAGAGCAGCAAAUUCAACCAUGGUAUCACGUCAUGUAAUAAGAUGCUAUUAUCUUGUUUUUUUAUUGAUUUUUAUUGUUCCUGUCUUAAAUAUAAAUAGUUAUUUUCUCUCUUCUCUCCUCUUCUUCUUCUUUCUCUCUUCUUCUUCUUUCUCUCUUCUUCUGUGUUUUAGUGUUCUUGAAGACUUGUUUAAUUUGUAUAUUAUUGCGUGUUGUAUAUAUUAAACGCUGUGUGAUUUUGUACUUUUGUGCUUUUUUUGGGGGGGGGGGGCGGAAAAGUUCCCAACUGAAUGCCAUGAUGAGCAGAUAUUUCUCUUGCACGUUCUUUUCAAAAUGAUCAUGAUUUAUUUCAAAACUCAUAGAUACAAAUAAACAGAAUGCCUGUACA